Molecule: messenger RNA, 1818 nt
Organism: Meleagris gallopavo (turkey)
Lineage: Eukaryota; Metazoa; Chordata; Aves; Galliformes; Phasianidae
Source: RefSeq, a predicted model, not a curated record
UAUAGUGUAAAUCCAAAAGCUCAGUCUCCUUGCAAACGUCAGCAUCCUGGCAGGGUCGGGGGAAUGUCACAAUGCAGAGUCCCUCAGGAAGCCUGACUGGGUCUCCCUAUGGAAUCACACCUGUGUUUACAAAGGGUCUGCAAAAUAUAAGAGCUACAAAAGGUCAAUUAGUGGUAUUUGAAUGUCGUGUCCAUGCUACACCCACCUUACAGGUACACUGGUACAGAGAAUACGAUCAGAUAAUAGAUUCUGCAGACUUCCGAAUACUACGAAAAAAGGCUUGUUCAUCAUCAGUUCCUGAGGAAGUCUGCACCCUGGUUAUUACAGAAGCUUUUCCAGAGGAUUCUGGAAUAUUUAAAUGUGUUGCUGAAAAUGAAUUUGGAUCUGCAGCAUCCAGCGCACGCCUCUCAGUUUCCCCAGGAGCAAAAGAGCUGGAUAGCUUUGCGGGUGCUGCCCAUGUGCCAGCUGUGCAAGUCACCAUGAAGAAACCCAGCUUUGCCAGGAGCAGCCAAGCUGCAGCCAAGGACAGAGACAUGCCCAGCCUGUCGUCCUACAGCACAGACACACCGGGGCUGGGCAAUCGAGCAGAAGCCACAAACUUCGGCCAGCUAAAUGCAAAGAGCGAAGCUGAAGAUUUUCAUGGAGUUUAUGAGAAUUCCCCUCAAAAUUCACCUCUGCGUUACUCAAAACCAAUGUACAAAAAACAAGCUAGCAUCAACUCCAUGCAGAAGACAUCUGACCAAGAAAUCAGAGGAACAAAAGAGGCCCUCAUCCAGGAUUUGGAAAAGAAACUCCGAUGCAAAGACAACCUUCUCCAGAAUGGCAACCAGAAUGCAGAAAACAUCAGGCUGCAGGUUCCUACAACACACGUAAGGAGCAGACCAUCCUCCAGAGGAGAUGAACGUGGACAUGACUCAAUCCAGGAAAAGUUUUUCCAACCACGAUUUACACAAGUGCCAGAAGAUGUAAUUAUUGAGGAGGGACGAUUCUGCAGGCUUGACUUCAAAGUUAGUGGGCUGCCAACCCCAGAUGUGAUGUGGUAUCAGAAUGGAAGGAUGGUUCAUCAAGAUCAGUUUCAUAAAAUGAUAGUGUCAGAGAAGGGAUUCCAUUCAUUUAUUUUUGAAGCAGUCAAAUCAUCUGAUGCAGGAACAUAUGAAUGUGUGGCUGUCAAUCGUGCGGGAGAAUCAUCCUUUGCAGUAAAAGUGGAAGUAAUUGCAAAAGAACAUCACACGCCUCCAACUUUCAUCUACAAGCCACAAAGCAAAAAGGUUUUUGAAGGAGAUACAGCCAGACUCGAAUGCCAGAUCUCUGCCAUCCCAACUCCUCGGAUUUACUGGAAAAGAAACAAUGAAAUGGUACAAUAUAAUACAGACCGAAUAAGGUAUCCUACUAAUAAGUUGGCUGUUAGUGUACUAGAAAACAAUAACCACUAUUUGUUAAAUCACAUUUCAAUGAGCUGGUUAAUAAAAGCGGCAGCUGGCUGGCAAGGCAUGCUGCUCAUGAUGAACAGGCCCAUGUGCCAGACAGAAAUGAUAGUCUUGUUUUGGGGGCGCAGAAAGAUGCUGCUGAAGAUGUAGCUGCAAGGCCCAUGCAGAAGCAUGCAGUGUGUUUGUUGAGCUCUGAUGCUGUGGGGGCUGCAAAAGGGCCCUGGUGCCACUGUAACUCUACCACGAUGUGCAUUACCAUUGGUUCAUAACAAAAUUGCAGCACUGAUGUUCACAUAGUUCACAGUAUCCUGUAAGAAUUGUUCUGGGGCUCUUUCAGCUCCUCAGCACAUAAACUGGCUCUGAUUUCAAUGUCUUCUUAUUUUCCGCCUCU